UUCACGUACAAUAUUCUCCAUCCAUCUUCCAAUUACCCAAAGAGGGAGAAAAAACAGAGAGCAGGGAAAGAUACAUAUAAAAAAUGGCAAAAUCAUGUGCCAUCAUUCUUGUUUCUGCCCUUUGCUUUCUGUCCUUCUUCGACAUUGCCCUCUGCAGCGAAGAUCGUUUCUUCAUCGAGGGAAAGGUUUAUUGUGACACUUGCCGCAUCCAAUUCUUCACCCGCGUCAGCAAGUUCUUGGAAGGCGCUAAGGUGAAAUUGGUAUGCCGUGAUGAGGCCAAUGUUGCAAAUGAGACAUUUACAGGGGAGGCAGUGACAGACAAGAAUGGAGUAUACAGAAUAGAGGUGGACGGAGACCACGAGGAGGAGAUUUGUGAAGUGUCAUUGAUGGAGAGUGCCGAUAAGGAGUGCGGUGAGAUUCCUACAGAUGGGUAUGGUCAUUUUGCCAGAGUCAGCAUCUCUGGCAACAAUGGCAUUAUAAACCCUGUUCGUCGACCCAACCCACUUGGGUUUAUGAAGAAGGAUGCUCUUCCAGAAUGCAAGGAGGUUCUUCGUGAGCUUGGUUUUGAUGACGUUGGCCUUCUUGCUUAAUUUCAACCCUCACCCAAUUAAUUCACACUCUUCAAAAUAAGCCUGCCUCUCUUUGAUGUAUUGAGUGAUCCUGUUGUUUGAUUUGAUGUAAGGCCUCUUUCUAACUACUCUAAUAAAGCAAUUCAUU
This is a messenger RNA of Benincasa hispida (wax gourd), 717 nucleotides long. Its product is annotated as olee1-like protein. The record is from RefSeq and is a predicted model, not a curated record. Lineage: Eukaryota; Viridiplantae; Streptophyta; Magnoliopsida; Cucurbitales; Cucurbitaceae.